Arabis nemorensis is the source of this 1563-nucleotide messenger RNA. The record is from the annotation of a GenBank genome assembly. Lineage: Eukaryota; Viridiplantae; Streptophyta; Magnoliopsida; Brassicales; Brassicaceae.
AUGGGGAAAAAGAACGGUUCUUCUUGGCUUACCGCCGUGAAGCGAGCUUUCCGAUCUCCGACUAAGAAAGAACAUAACAAUCCUCACGGUACUGAAAUCGAAGAAGAUGAGGAAAAGAAGAGAGAGAAGAGACGGUGGUUAUUCAGAAAACCGGCGACUCAUGAAUCUCCGGUGAAGCCUUCCGGUGUCACUCCGACACCACCGCCGCAAGAAUCAGAUAACGCAAACUCGAAAACUUCCCCUGAGACUAACACAACAACGACGCAAUCCAACGCCGGAAAAACAUCCGUCGCCGCCGCCACGUCAGCAUCUCCGACGGUCUUACCGAAAGUCACGAGGCGGGUUUACUACGCGAGAGAGAAUUACGCUGCUGUUGUUAUCCAAACUUGUUUCAGAGGAUAUUUGGCAAGAAGAGCAUUAAGAGCAUUAAAAGGAUUAGUGAAGCUACAAGCAUUAGUAAGAGGUCAUAAUGUGAGAAAGCAAGCUAAGAUGACUUUAAGGUGUAUGCAAGCUCUGGUUCGAGUCCAGUCUCGUGUGCUUGACCAACGCAAACGCUUGUCUCAUGAUGGUAGUCGCAAAUCCGCAUUCAGCGAUUCCCACAGUGGUUUUGAAUCUCGUUACCUUCAAGACGUUUCAGACCGACAAUCAAUGUCAAGAGAAGGAAGCAGCCUCGCGGAAGAUUGGGAUGAUCGACCACACACGAUAGACGAAGUGAAAGCGAUGCUGCAACGGAGAAGGGACACAGCAUUGAGACAUGAGAAGACUAAUUUCUCUCAGCAGAUGUGGAGAACGGUCGGUAACCAAUCCGCGGGAGAGGCAGAACUCGAGGAAGAAAGACCAAAAUGGCUUGACCGGUGGAUGGCUACUAGACCAUGGGAUAAACGAGCUAGUAGUAGAGCUUCAGUUGACCAAAGUGUUCCGGUUAAAACGGUGGAAAUUGACACUUCUCAACCUUACUCAAGAACAAGAACCGGAAGCCCGUGCCGUAGUCAAAGGCCUAACUCCCCAUCAAGACCUAGCCACCAUUACCAAUCCCGCAAUAAUUUCUCAGCCACUCCAUCUCCGGCUAAGUCUAGACCAAUCCAUGUCCGGUCAGCUAGUCCGCGGUGCCAGAGAGACCCGAGGGACGACAGGGACCGAGCAUCUUAUAGUUACACGUCAAACACACCUAGCUUGAGAUCUAAUUACAGUUUCACAGCUAGAAGUGGAUGUAGCAUUAGUACCACUAUGAUCAAUAACGCAACAUUGUUGCCUAAUUACAUGGCAAAUACGGAGUCGGCUAAGGCGAGGAUCCGGUCCCACAGCGCACCGAGGCAACGACCUUCGACUCCCGACAGGGAUCGUGCGGGUUCGGUUAAGAAACGGCUCUCAUUUCCGGUCCCGCCACCACCGGAGAACGAGGACAAUAAUAGCUUGAGGAGUCCAAGCUUUAAGAGUGUGGCUGGUUCACAUAUAGGUGGAUUGUUGGAACAACAAUCGAAUUACUCUUCGUGUUGCACUGAGUCUAUUGGUGUUGAGAUAUCUCCAGCUUCUACUAGUGAUUUUAGGCAUUGGCUUCGAUGA